Molecule: messenger RNA, 2106 nt
Organism: Prionailurus viverrinus (fishing cat)
Lineage: Eukaryota; Metazoa; Chordata; Mammalia; Carnivora; Felidae
Gene: CELF4
Product: CUGBP Elav-like family member 4
Exons: 14
Coding region: 1-1611 (536 amino acids)
Biological process (GO): mRNA splice site recognition; regulation of alternative mRNA splicing, via spliceosome
Cellular component (GO): nucleus; cytoplasm; ribonucleoprotein complex
Molecular function (GO): mRNA binding
Source: RefSeq, a predicted model, not a curated record
AUGUAUAUAAAGAUGGCCACGUUAGCAAACGGACAGGCUGACAACGCGAGCCUCAGUACCAACGGGCUCGGCAGCAGCCCGGGCAGCGCCGGGCACAUGAACGGAUUAAGCCACAGCCCGGGGAACCCGUCGACCAUUCCCAUGAAGGACCACGAUGCCAUCAAGCUGUUCAUUGGGCAGAUCCCCCGCAACCUGGAUGAGAAGGACCUCAAGCCCCUCUUCGAGGAGUUCGGCAAGAUCUACGAGCUUACGGUUCUGAAGGACAGGUUCACAGGCAUGCACAAAGGCUGCGCUUUCCUCACCUACUGCGAGCGUGAGUCAGCGCUGAAGGCCCAGAGCGCGCUGCACGAGCAGAAGACCCUGCCCGGGAUGAACCGGCCGAUCCAGGUGAAGCCAGCGGACAGCGAGAGCCGAGGAGGUAGUAGCUGCCUGCGCCAGCCCCCUUCACAAGAUAGAAAACUCUUCGUGGGCAUGCUCAACAAGCAGCAGUCCGAGGACGACGUGCGCCGCCUCUUCGAAGCCUUCGGGAACAUCGAGGAGUGUACCAUCCUGCGCGGGCCGGAUGGCAACAGCAAGGGGUGCGCCUUUGUGAAGUACUCCUCCCAUGCCGAGGCACAAGCCGCAAUCAACGCUCUGCACGGCAGCCAGACUAUGCCGGGAGCCUCAUCCAGUCUGGUGGUCAAGUUUGCCGACACUGACAAGGAGCGCACGAUGCGGCGAAUGCAGCAGAUGGCCGGCCAGAUGGGCAUGUUCAACCCCAUGGCCAUCCCGUUUGGGGCCUACGGCGCUUACGCACAGGCACUGAUGCAGCAGCAAGCGGCACUAAUGGCGUCAGUCGCACAGGGUGGCUACCUGAACCCCAUGGCUGCCUUCGCCGCCGCCCAGAUGCAGCAGAUGGCGGCCCUCAACAUGAAUGGCCUGGCGGCCGCACCCAUGACCCCAACCUCAGGUGGCAGCACCCCUCCGGGCAUCACUGCACCAGCUGUGCCUAGCAUCCCAUCCCCCAUUGGGGUGAACGGCUUCACCGGCCUCCCCCCACAGGCCAAUGGGCAACCUGCCGCAGAAGCUGUGUUUGCUAAUGGCAUCCACCCCUACCCAGCACAGAGCCCCACCGCCGCGGACCCCCUGCAGCAGGCCUACGCUGGAGUGCAGCAGUAUGCAGGUCCAGCCGCCUACCCUGCUGCCUAUGGUCAGAUAAGCCAGGCCUUUCCUCAGCCACCUCCAAUGAUCCCCCAGCAACAGAGAGAAGGGCCCGAGGGCUGUAACCUGUUCAUCUACCAUCUGCCCCAGGAGUUUGGGGACGCUGAGCUGAUGCAGAUGUUCCUCCCUUUCGGCCGGCACUCUGUGCCCUCCCGCUGCCAGGCCCCCUCCUGUCAGGGAGGACAGUGUCCAAUAAACUCCUCCACCCGCAGGCUUCGUGAGCUUCGACAACCCGGCCAGCGCGCAGACCGCCAUCCAGGCCAUGAACGGCUUCCAGAUCGGCAUGAAGAGGCUCAAGGUGCAGCUGAAGCGGCCCAAAGACGCCAAUCGCCCAUACUGAGCGCCGGCGGGAGCGUCCCCCGGGGGAGACCAGGACUCGCACAGGGCAGGAUGCUGAACGGGCUACAUUAAAAAACAAACCUCUCUCUAUAUAUAUUUAUAAAUGAGAACUGUUGGAUGACACCUUUGACAUAUCAGCCAAUAUCAAUCAAGCUGAAGACUCCAGACACUCUCUGUGACUGUAACAUUUCUUCAAGGAAAGUAUAGCGUCUGUGGAGUUCAGAGGGCACGUGUUUGGGGGAAAAAUAUAUAUGACACAAAGAAGAAGAUGAUGAAGAAAAAUGAGAAAAAAAAAAACACAAAAAAGGCAACUUUAAAACAAAAUAACUUGAGACCAGAUGGGGAGGCUGAAAGGCUGGGAAGAGGGAAGAGACGCUGCUUACCGAUCCCCGGGGCUUUUCCAGCCCAUGGGCGCCUGAGGCAGGCUGGGGCGAGCGGUGUGGUGGGGCCUGGUCCCCAGGGGGCGGCGGGGAGGCCGCCGCUGAGCAUCUCUAUCUGUCAUUCCUUUAGCUAUUUAGGGACCAAAGGACCAAACUUUUUAUUGCAGCUGUGUAGCUCUAUGCCCAA